AUGACAGGCGCGUCUGAGAAACAUGAGGCCAAGGAGCCUGUGGCCCUUUCCCCCUCUGAAUCCGGGGGAGAGAAGCUCGAGGGACUGGCUGCUGCACUCGCUAUGGACGAGUCAACACCUGCGUCCCCUGGUGCGAGCAUACUACAUGUCACCGAGAGAGAUCUGCUCGAGGCUAAGGAAGUCGCAGCAAGAUUCACUCUCGAGGACACGAAAAGGUUGAUGAGCCAAGUCCACAAACAGUAUGCUCGGGAUCCCAACUUCCCUAUCGAAAUCAUCCAUCGGAUUGAAGAUUUUUUAAACAACGAUGAAAUCUUUGCGAAUCCCGAAAAGCAUGAAGACAUUAUUCAGGAGAUGAAGAUCCAGGCAGCACUGAUCACCAACAAUUCCCCAUACGCCGAGGUGCGCGCUGUGGUUGACAACCACGAUGACCCGAAUCUCCCUGUUUCGACCAUUCGCGCGUGGGCGAUGGGCAUCUUCUUCGCCGUUUGUAUCUCCUUCAUCAACGCCUUCUUCGAUGUCCGCAUGCCAAGCAUCUACGUCAUCUCCACCGUUCCACAGCUGCUGGCCUACCCCCUUGGAAAGUUCCUUGAGCGUGUCCUUCCCGACGUCGGUUUCACACUGUUUGGAGUGCGCCACAGCCUUAAUCCAGGCCCCUUCAACAAGAAAGAGCACAUGCUCAUCACCAUCAUGUCAAACGUGGCCAAGAGCGUUCCGUAUACCAACUACAUUGUGUGGAUACAAGUCUUACCGCAAUGGUUCAACCAGACAUGGGCUACCAGCGUUGGCUAUCAGAUCCUCAUCGCUCUCUCAACAAAUUUCAUUGGCUAUGGUCUGGCAGGCCUUUGCCGUCGAUUCUUGGUGUACCCAGCAUACUGUGUCUGGCCAUCCUCACUGGUCACCAUCGCGUUGAACUCGGCGUUCCAUGAUUCUUCUAGCGAAACUGCUAGCGUCACUGGCCCGCUUAAGUCCGUCUGGAAGAUGUCACGGCUUCGGUUUUUCGCCUGGGCAUUUUUCCUGAUGUUUGUGUACUUCUGGUUUCCGAAUUACAUCUUCGCGGCUCUCAGCUACUUCAGCUGGAUGGCUUGGAUCGCUCCUAACAAUGCUACACUGGCCAACCUUACUGGCGGUUGGACAGGCCUGGGCCUGAAUCCAUUGCCGACAUUUGAUUGGAACAUCAUCACCUACAUGGUCGAUCCCUUGAUGGUCCCAUUCUUUUCUACAUUCAACUACUUCCUCGGCGCUUUCUUUUCCAUGUUCAUCGUUCUUGCCAUUUGGUACACCAACACCGUUACAAUGUCACCGCUAUUCAUUGACGAGAAGGGCAUCUUUGAUGCCAAGAAAUACGAAGCAUACUCGCCACCUUUCCUGUCCGCAGGCAACGUGGUGGUAUAUAUGUUCUUCUUCGCCGUUUACUCGGCCACCGUUGCUUACGGCUACCUAUACCACAGGCACGAGAUUAUGCUCGGCCUACGUGACUUCUGGCGCAGCGUGAAACGGAGCUGGAGUCGUCUAGUCAAAAAGACGAACAAUACGGACUCAGAUGACGAGGAAGACGUUGACCUUUUGGAUGUCCACAACCGCCUGAUGCGCGCCUACAAAGAGGUGCCGGAAUGGUGGUACACUAUCUGCCUCCUGCUCGCGAUCGGUGUUGGUAUGGCUGGCAUUGCUGCCUGGCCCACGAACACAACGCCUUGGGUUGUGCUUUACGGAAUUGCACUCUGCCUUGUGUUCGUCGUUCCCAUCGGCAUCAUUGCUGCCAUGACAGGCGUUCAAGUCACGUUGAAUGUCAUUGCUGAAUUUAUCGGUGGUGUCUGGGUGGAGGGUAACGCGAUUGCCAUGUGCUUCUUCAAGUCAUAUGGUUAUGUUACCUGUGCCCAUGCUUUGUCGUUCACAGCCGACCUGAAGCUGGCGCACUACCUCAAGAUCGCCCCACGAUUUACAUUCUGGGCCCAAAUGGUGCCAACGUUGAUCUCUACUUUUAUCAGUGUCGCGGUUCUUCAAUAUCAGGUGCACAUCGACAAGAUCUGCACGCAAGAAGCACCUUUCCGCUUCACUUGCCCCGGUCCUAACACCUUCUUCACCGCCGCUGUCUUCUGGGGUACUGUCGGCCCACGUAAGAUCUGGGGUGUUGGUGGUAUCUAUUCAGCCACUCUCAUUGGGUUCCCGUUUGGAGCUGCGCUGGUCGUCUUGUUCUACUGGCUAAGCAAGAAGUGGCCUAAGUACGCGAUCAUCAGGAACGCACAUCCUGUAGUCAUGAUGAAUGGAGCACUUGCUUGGGCUCCUUAUAACCUUAUUUACAUUUGGCCUGCCGUACCCGUUGCCGCAUUUUCGUGGCUCUAUUUGAAGAAGAGGUUCUUGGGCUUUUGGUCGAAGUAUAAUUUCGUUACCUCUGCUGCCUUUUCGUGUGCCAUUGCCAUCAGCGGUAUCGUCAUAUUCUUUGCUCUACAAAUCUGGGACAUCGAGCUGAGCUGGUGGGGCAAUAACGCUCCCUAUGAAGGCUGUGAUGGAAGCGGUACCUGUGGCUUGCUCCAGCUGCCUGAGGUGGAUAAGAGCAAGAGCACCGCCGGCACCUUGCCAGUGUUCGAAGAACAAUCUGGAGGUGGUACUCCAUUCGAGUCCCUUCGGGGCCGGAUGGAUACAGGCCUUCUCCAAGGCAUCAAGGACAUGAAUCUCACGAGCAUGACACCGGUUCAGGAGAAGAUUUUGUGCGCAUCUGAUUGGCGUAAGGAUUAUCUGGUUCAAUCCAAGACCGGCACCGGGAAGACCAUCGCAUUUUUGUUGCCUGCUCUGCACAACCUCGUCUCAGACAAGACGUUGGAUCGUUCGAAGGUCGGCCUGCUCAUCUUGGCGCCCACGCGCGAACUGGCUGAGCAAAUUCAAGACGAAUGCAACAAACUUAUCACAAAGGUCUCUCCUCAAAUUUACUGCCACCUGGCUGUUGGUGGAAAGAAGAGAGCAUCCCAACUUCGCAGAUUUAUGGAGUCACCUGCGCCUACCAUCGUGGUCGCCACGCCUGGGCGUUUGGAUGACUGGCUCCAAGAGGACGACGUGCGCCAGAAGUUUUCUCAACUUCGUUGUUUGAUCUUGGAUGAGGCCGACCGGAUGCUUGACGCAGGCUUUGCUCCGGACAUUCGACGUAUUCUCGCCCGUCUGCCCCCCAAGUCGACUGCCAAGUGGCAGGGGAUGUGCUUCAGCGCAACUCUCCCACCAGACGUCAAGGACCUGGUCUCUAUUGUUUUGGAGGCUGAACACGUUACAAUAUCUACGAUAAACCCAAACGAGGCACCGACCAUUGAGACAGUGCCGCAAAUGGUCAUUCCUGUGCCGUCGCUCGAGGAUGUAUUGCCGACGCUUCAUUCUUUCCUCUCAUGUGCCAGGGUUGACGCCAAUGGCCAGCUGAAAGCAAUCAUCUUCUGUUCCACAGCACGCUACGCUGGGCUUCUAUACCACGUGUUUGGACAUACAGGUGGCGCUGCCCCGCCCAAGUUGGGUGUGUGGCAAAUGCACUCGCGGAUGUCGCAGGCAGCACGCACGAAGACCAUUGAAGAAUUCAAAGAGGCCAAGUCCGGGUGGCUCUUUGCCUCAGACGUGGUUGGUCGUGGCAUGGACAUCCCUGAUGUCAACUUGAUUGUGCAAGUUGGUCUUCCCAGCGAUGCUGAUCAAUACGUUCACCGCGUUGGUCGGACCGGCCGCGCUGGCAAAACCGGCAGGGCUGUGAUGAUCCUUCCCCCUGAGGAGAUGUGGUUUGUUAAGCAAAACCCGCAAUUCCCAAUCAAGAACAAUGGGCCUUUCACCCACCCUAAGGCGGCUACCUGGCCGUCUGUCCAAAUCAUCAACACUGCACUGUCUAAAAUCCCUACACAAACCAAGGAGCAAACAUACUUGGCCAUGUUGGGUUGGGUCAAAACUUUCAUGCGCCGCUAUGGCUUCGAUGGUCCCAAGUUCGUCGACUACACCUCCCGUUUUGCUUUCUCCAUUGGAUGUGAGAGCAUUCCAGAGAUACCAAGUCGUGUGAUACAACAAGCAAAUCUGAAGCCAUUCGUGAGCUUAUUCAAGAAGUACCGGGAGCGCUACAGAGAUGGCAGGAAGCCGGGUCUUGAGGAUCCGGCAGAGCAAAAGGCCCCAGGAGAGUCGAGCAAGCCAUCUGGUGAGAAGCCUAAAAAAGCAGGAGAUAACAAGAGGGAUAAAGAAAGGGAUAAGAUGAAGGGCAAGGACGGGAACCGGAGGAACAAAAACAAGCAAAGGACCGAGAACAAAGAGACAAGAAAGAGACCAGGUGAGCAAAUCGGAGGACCUGCGCCUAAGAAGCCCAAGGUUUAA
Molecule: messenger RNA, 4320 nt
Organism: Thermochaetoides thermophila DSM 1495
Lineage: Eukaryota; Fungi; Ascomycota; Sordariomycetes; Sordariales; Chaetomiaceae
Exons: 9
Coding region: 1-4320 (1439 amino acids)
Biological process (GO): transmembrane transport
Molecular function (GO): ATP binding; nucleic acid binding; oligopeptide transmembrane transporter activity
Source: RefSeq, a predicted model, not a curated record